AUGACCACCUGAAGCCACCAGGUCACCUCCUCCAGCCCCAUGACGGGCUCCUGCAGUGUCAGAGGUGGCUCCCGUCCCUUCUUCUCCAUCUUGGCCCCCAACGCCUACGGUCACCUCCCCUACUUCUCCUCUGGGGGAGCCUUCGGGCUGGGGUGGGAGAGCUAUGGCGGAGGACUUAGCAGCAGCAGCAGCUUUGGUGGAGGAUAUGGAGGUUUUGCUGGCUAUAGUGGAGGCCUUGCUGGUGGCUUCAGUGGUGGCGAUGGGCUCCUCAUUGGCAGUGAGAAGGUGACCAUGCAGAACCUCAGUGACCGUCUGGCUUCCUACUUGAACAAGGUGCGCGCCCUGGAGGAGGCCAAUGCUGACCUGGAGGUGAAGAUCUGGGAGUACUGGAGGCAGCAGCCCGCCGAGACCAAGGACGACAGCCCCUGCAUCAAGACCAUCGAGGACCUGAGGGACAAGACGGUUGGUGCCAAAGGGGAGAACUCCCGGCUGGUGGUGCAGAUUGACAAUGCCAAGCUGGCCGCCGAUGACUUCAGGACCAAGUUUGAGAACGAGCUGGCCCUAUGCCAGGGCAUGGAGGCUAACAUCAACGGGCUGCGCAGGGUGCUGGACAAGAUGACCCUGGCCAGGGCUGGCCUGGAGAUGCAGACUGAGGGCCUGUAGGAGGAGCUGGUCUAUCUGAAGAAGUACUUUGAGGAAAUGCUUGCUCUGUGGGGCAAGAAUGGUGGCGACAUCAACAUGGGGAUGGACGCGGCCCCAGGCAUGGACCUGAGCCACAUUCUGAAUGAGAUGGGUGACUGGUACGAGCAGAUGGCUGAGAAGAACAGCGGGGACGCCGGGGCCUGGUUCCUCAGCAAGACCGAGGAGCUGAACAAGGAAGUGGCCUCCAACAGCGAGCUGAUCCAGAGCGGCUACAACAAGGUCUCAGAGCAAGCAUCCCUGGAGGGCAGCCUGGCGGAGAUGGAGAACCAGAGAACCCCUGCUGUGCAGCUGUCCCAGAUCCAGGGCCUGAUGGGCAGCAUGGAGGAGCAGCUGGCCCAGCUGGGCUGCAAGAUGAAGCAGCAGAGCCAGGAGUACAACGCGCUGCUGGAUUUGAAGACGGGGCUGGAGCAGGAGAUCGCCACCUACCGUCGCCACCUACCGACGCCUGCUGGAGGGGAAGGAUGCCCACUUUUCCCCCGGCCAAGCUUACUCCUCUGGGAAGUCCUCCACCAGCCCCGGCCCAUCCUCAAAGAGCAGAGCUCAGCCAGCCUCGGCUGUACUUCUGAACUCCGAGAUCCUCCUGCCUCAGCCUCCUGAGUGCUGGGUGACAGCUGUGCGCCCCCAACACCUGACUUCUGCUGACCUUUUUAACUGCUUGUCUCCGUGAGCACUUAGACCUCUUCACACAGCGCCACCCGCUGCCAUGUGUGCACCUUGCCUUCCUACCUGGUCACAUGUCCAAAUUUCUGGUUAGAGACACGUUUGAUGUUUAUUUGACUGUGACUAUUUCUAUGUUGUUCACAGUUACACUAUGUUCCCUGGGAAUAAACACCUCUUUUUCAA
Molecule: messenger RNA, 1545 nt
Organism: Cavia porcellus (domestic guinea pig)
Lineage: Eukaryota; Metazoa; Chordata; Mammalia; Rodentia; Caviidae
Product: keratin, type I cytoskeletal 16
Biological process (GO): intermediate filament organization; epithelial cell differentiation
Cellular component (GO): cytoskeleton; keratin filament
Molecular function (GO): structural molecule activity
Source: RefSeq, a predicted model, not a curated record